AUGACAUUGCAAUCAGAUCUCCGAGCACAGAACCUCUUCAAGUUUGAUCACCAUGUGGCAUUAAUUACCGGAGGAGCAUCCGGGCUAGGUGAGAUAGCGGCGCAGGCAUUCGUGCAGAACGGUGCCAAAGUAUUGAUAGCUAGUCGCAAGGAGUCUGAGCUAAAACGGUGUGUUGCAAGGCUGAACAGCCUUGGUCCUGGUACAUGCGAUUUCAUAGUUGCAGACCUUAAAGAUAAGGCUGGCUGCGACCGACUGGCAGCUGAAGUCAAGAAACGGACAGACACUCUGACAGUCCUGGUCAACAACUCCGGCGCCACCUGGGGAGCACCGGCUGACGACUUUCCUGAGCAUGGCUGGGAUAAAAUUAUGGCCUUGAACGUGAAGGCAAUUUACUACUUAACCAUAGCGCUCAUACCACUUCUUCAAAAGAGUGCCUCAGAGAGCAAGCCUUCAAGAGUCAUCAACCUGGCAUCCAUUGCUGGACUCUCCACGGGUGAUCCUACCGCUACUGGGGAAGGCGGUCUGUCAGUUGCAGGGCAUGGAGCGUACAGCUACGGUCCCUCCAAAGCAGCCUGCAUUCACCUCUCUCGGCAACAGGCGUCCCAAUUCGCACCGAAAAAUGUCUUGGUCAACUGCAUCUGCCCUGGGUUAUUCCCCUCCAGAAUGUCGAACUUUGGCAUUCAAAAGAGUCUUGAAUUCUUCCUGAGCACCCAACCCACAGGAAGAAUUGGCACGCCCGAAGACUUUGCCGGCCUGGUGUUGUACCUUUCUAGCCGAGGAGCUAAUCAUGUCACGGGCAAUGUGAUAGAGAUUGAUGGUGGAAGCAUGCGCAGUGGGUGGAGAUCCAAGCCAAAGGGCUCAAAGAUGUGA
Cladophialophora psammophila CBS 110553 is the source of this 870-nucleotide messenger RNA. RefSeq lists its product as uncharacterized. The coding region runs from base 1 to 870 and encodes 289 amino acids. The record is from RefSeq and is a predicted model, not a curated record. The transcript is spliced from 6 exons. Lineage: Eukaryota; Fungi; Ascomycota; Eurotiomycetes; Chaetothyriales; Herpotrichiellaceae.